UUAUUUUUUAAUAAUAUACAAGUACAUUGAUACACUAGUGUAGAAUCGUUGUUGGACAUGAACGGACAGUAAAAAUGUUAAUUCUGUUCUUUGUAAUUACUUAUGUGACGUUGGUGUUUGGAAAGAAUGACGAGUACAAAAAUUAUAAAGUGUACAGAGUAACUUUUCAUGAGCAACAGCAGCAGGAUAAUUUCACAUUGUUAAAAGACGAUCUAAUUGACUACUGGAGACUGCCCUCUUUGGAGUAUGGAAUCACUGGUCUCGCGAUGGUCCCACCAGCACGUAUUGAUUGGUUCGAGAACAAACUCCAACAAUUGAAUAUCAACGUAGAUGUGCAUAUAGAAGAUUUGUACGGAUACUUAUUUGAAAAGGAGAAAGCAUUGUCGAAAAGAUUAAGAUCGGAUAGCGAAAGCACGUUUAAUUUCGAAGGAUAUUAUCGCUAUGAUGAGAUACUGAAAUAUUUAUAUACAUUAAAAGAAUCGUACGCUGAUUCAACUGAAGUUUCUUUAGAAAUCAUAGAGUAUGGUUCAACAGAACAAAAUAGACCUUUAGUAUAUUUGAAAAUAAAGUCAAGAAAUGAUAAUUCUGAAGAUACAAAACCGCUAGUAGUCAUAGAAGCUGCAAUAAAUCCAAGAGAAUGGAUAACUGUACCUGCCGCUAUAAACAUUGCAAGCAAACUAUUAGAGAGUGAUCAACGAAGAUUUUUGAAUGAUUUUGAAUGGAUAAUAAUACCGGUUGUCAAUCCCGAUGGAUACGAAUAUACGCAUACAAAUCUAAGGUUCUGGAUGAAAAAUAGAACUACGAGGAAUCUUGGUGCUCUUGACUUUAUGUGCCCUGGUGUGAAUAUAAACAGAAAUUUUGAUAUUGAAUGGCGAACAUCUGGAACCAGUACAAGUGCAUGCAGCCAUCUCUAUGGAGGACUGGAAUCUUUUUCAGAACCAGAAAGCCAAAUGUUGCAGUCUAUAAUAGACGAAUAUGGCUCAAGAAUUCGUCUUUACGUAUCACUUCAGAAUAACGGAGGAUUUCUUUCUUAUCCUUGGUAUUAUGAAAGAGCUGCUACUGGUUUAUUCAGAUCUCAUCACUUAUUGGGUCUUGAAAUUGUUAAUUCAAUGAAUGGUGAUUAUAAAUUAGGUGUGGCUUCCAUAAAUCUCGAUCCAGCUUCUGGUACGAGUAGCGAUUAUGCUAGAAGCAAAGCAAUCAACUAUGCAUACAACAUAGAUAUAAUACAAGACAAAGAAAACGGUGUUGAAAUACCAGCAGAAGAUAUUGUAUAUAUCGUCGAUGAUGUAUGGACAGCUGUUUCAGUUGCUGCUGACAAUGUGUUAGAAAAAUAAAAGAAUUUUCUCCAAGAA
This is a messenger RNA of Galleria mellonella (greater wax moth), 1352 nucleotides long. Its product is annotated as carboxypeptidase B-like. The transcript is spliced from 5 exons. Lineage: Eukaryota; Metazoa; Arthropoda; Insecta; Lepidoptera; Pyralidae. The record is from RefSeq and is a predicted model, not a curated record. Gene Ontology annotation, biological process: proteolysis. Gene Ontology annotation, molecular function: metallocarboxypeptidase activity; zinc ion binding. The coding region runs from base 75 to 1334 and encodes 419 amino acids.